AUGUCUCUGUCAAUCGAAGAGCUCGACGCCACAGUGCGCGCCUUCUACGAGGGUCGCGGCGACACACAAAAGCAAGCUCAGGCUACGCUGAACCAGUUCAAAGAGAACCCCGACGCAUGGCUCCUAGUCGACAAGAUCCUAUCCGAUGCGCAAUACCCGCAGACCAAGUAUCUCGGACUACAGGUUCUCGACAAUGUUAUCAUGACGAGGUGGAAGGUACUGCCUCGCGACCAGUGUCAAGGUAUCCGAAACUUCAUCGUGAACUUCAUCAUCCAGCUAUCCAACAACGACGAAAGCCGCCGCACCGAGCGUACCCUUCUAAACAAGCUCAACCUCGUCCUCGUCUCCGUCCUGAAGCAGGAGUGGCCCCACAACUGGCCAACUUUCAUCAACGAGAUUAUAUCAUCGUGCCAUAGCAGUUUAGGGAUAUGCGAGAACAACAUGGUCAUCCUGCGACUCCUGUCCGAGGAGGUCUUCGACUACUCAGAGGAGCAGAUGACUUCGGCCAAGCGAAAGGAACUCAAGCAAAGCAUGUGCGACGAGUUCACAGCCAUCUACCAGCUCUGCUCAGAGGUCCUGCGCACAGCCACCGAGGCUGCUCUCAUCAAGGCGACUCUCGAAACCUUGCUGCGCUUCCUGAACUGGAUCCCUCUGGGGUACAUCUUCGAGACACCACCGAGUGGCCAGAGCCUUAUUGAAACUUUGCGGAGUCGAUUCCUCGAAGUUCCUGACUUCCGCAACAUUACCCUCAAAUGCUUGACCGAGAUCGCUGGCCUGCACACCGAACCCGCAUACGACGACAAGCUCGUCCAGAUGUUCACCGAGACACUAACUGCCAUCUCCAAGAUCAUCCCCCUCUCACUGGACUUGAAGAGUACAUAUUCUUCUAGCAAUGGCCGGGACCAGGAGUUCGUCCUGAAUCUCGCGCUCUUCCUGACAAACUUCUUCACCAUGCAUCUGAACGUCAUCGAGAACCUUAUGAACAGGGACUUCCUUACGCAUGGCCACUUCUACCUUAUUCGCAUAAGCCAAAUCGACGAUCGUGAAGUCUUCAAAAUCUGCCUGGAAUACUGGACCAAGCUCGUCUCAGAGCUAUACGACGAGAUGCAGGCGCUCCCAAUAACCGACAUGAACCCUCUUCUGAACAUGGGUAUCCCUGGCAACGGAGCUCGCGAGCUGGCCAACUAUCCUCUGCGAAAGAACAAGUACACUGAAAUUCUUUCAAACCUCCGAACAGUCAUGAUUGAGAAGAUGGUCAGGCCCGAGGAAGUUCUCAUCGUCGAGAACGACGAGGGCGAGAUCGUCCGUGAAUUCGUGAAGGAGAGCGACACAAUUCAACUGUACAAGUCUACUCGAGAAUGCCUCGUCUUCCUUACUCACUUGGAUGUUAACGACACCGAGCAAAUCAUGUCGGAGAAGCUGGCUCGCCAGGUCGAUGGUUCAGAGUGGUCAUGGGCCAACUGCAAUACCCUCUGUUGGGCUAUCGGUUCCAUCUCUGGCGCCAUGAACGAGGAGACAGAGAAGCGCUUCCUGGUCACUGUAAUCAAGGACUUGCUUGGAUUGACCGAAAUGAAGCGAGGAAAGGACAACAAAGCUGUCGUGGCCAGUAACAUUAUGUAUAUUGUCGGUCAAUAUCCUCGAUUCCUUAAGGCACACUGGAAGUUCCUCAAGACUGUUGUCAACAAGCUAUUCGAGUUCAUGCACGAGACCCACGAGGGUGUGCAGGACAUGGCUUGCGAUACGUUCAUCAAGAUUGCAAACAAGUGCCGACGACACUUUGUUGCUCUUCAGCCUGGGGAAACCGAGCCAUUCAUUGACGAGAUCGUUCGUAACCUGAGGAAAAUUACUGCUGAUCUCUCGCCUCAACAAGUCCACACUUUUUACGAGGCCUGCGGUUACAUGAUCAGCGCGCAAGGACAGAAGAGCAUGCAGGAGCGUUUGAUUGCCGACUUGAUGGCUUUGCCAAACUCUGCCUGGGACAACAUUAUCGCUCAAGCUAAUCAAAACCCUGCGUGUCUCCAGGAUUCAGAAGUCAUCAAGAUUGUCGGUAAUAUUAUGAAGACGAACGUCGCAGCAUGCGGCUCAAUUGGAUCCUACUUUUACCCACAGAUCGGCCGGAUAUAUUUCGACAUGUUGACAAUGUACCGCGCGAGCUCACAGCUUAUCGACGAAGCUGUCCAACGAGAGGGUAAUAUUGCGACAAAGAUGCCCAAGGUCCGCGGACUUCGUACAAUCAAGAAGGAGAUCCUAAAACUCAUCAACACUUACGUUGAGAAGGCCGAUGACCUGGAGAUGAUCCACAACAACAUUGUACCGAAGCUGCUCGAAGCUGUUUUGAUCGACUACAAGAACAAUGUUCCCGAUGCUCGUGAGGCAGAAGUGUUGAACGUCAUGACGACGAUUAUCAACAAGCUACAUAGCAUGAUGGAGGAUCAAAUCAUCAACAUCAUGGAUAGCGUUUUCGAAUGCACUCUGGACAUGAUCAACAAGGACUUCUCGGAAUACCCAGAACACCGUGUCGAGUUCUUCAAGCUUUUGCGCACCAUCAACCUUCGCUGCUUCCCCGCUCUGCUGCGCCUCGAUGCACGAUCGUUCAAGUUCGUCAUUGACUCAUGCAUGUGGGCAAGCAAGCACGAUAACCGUGAGGUUGAGAGUGCUGGCCUUUCCAUGUGCUUCGAGCUGGUUUCCAACAUGGCCGAAACAGACCAGCAAACUUGCAACACCUUCUUCCAGACAUUCUUCACGACUAUCCUCCAGGACGUCUUCUUCGUGGUUACCGACAGCGAUCACAAGGCUGGUUUCAAGUCGCAGUCGAUGCUGCUGGCCAAGAUGUUCUGGCUCGUCGACUCAGACAAGCUGCAAGGUCCCAUCUACACGUCACCAGACAUGGCGCCAGCAGGCACACCGAACCGAGAGUUCCUGCGAAACUUUGUCGGCAACCUGUUAGCGACUGCCUUCCCCAACCUCCAGACUGCUCAAAUCGCAUCGUUUAUUGACGGACUUUUCGCGACCAACUCCGACCUCAACCGCUUCAAGGUCAUUCUGCGCGACUUCUUGAUUUCCUUGAAGGAGUUCUCUGGGGAUAACGCUGAGUUGUUCCUCGAGGAGCGUGAGCAGGCUGCGAAGACGGCGAAGGAACAAGAGCGUGAGCGAGCCAUGAAGGUCGGUGGUCUGUUGAAGCCUUCGGAGAUGGAUGACGAUGAGUUGUGA
This is a messenger RNA of Alternaria postmessia, 3210 nucleotides long. It is a transcript of the gene XPO1, whose product is annotated as Exportin-1. Gene Ontology annotation, cellular component: cytoplasm; nucleus. Bases 1 to 3210 code for a protein of 1069 amino acids. NCBI's taxonomy places the organism in Eukaryota, Fungi, Ascomycota, Dothideomycetes, Pleosporales, Pleosporaceae. Gene Ontology annotation, biological process: ribosomal small subunit export from nucleus; protein export from nucleus; ribosomal large subunit export from nucleus. The record is from RefSeq and is a predicted model, not a curated record. The transcript has 7 exons. Gene Ontology annotation, molecular function: nuclear export signal receptor activity; small GTPase binding.